Molecule: messenger RNA, 504 nt
Organism: Penicillium roqueforti
Lineage: Eukaryota; Fungi; Ascomycota; Eurotiomycetes; Eurotiales; Aspergillaceae
Product: putative NADH-ubiquinone oxidoreductase 178 kDa subunit
Exons: 3
Coding region: 1-504 (167 amino acids)
Cellular component (GO): mitochondrion
Source: RefSeq, a predicted model, not a curated record
AUGUUCGCUGCCAGACGAUCUGCUCCUUCGACGCGGCAGCUGCUGCGCACUCAGCGCCGCUGGGGCUCUCACGCCGCCCAUGAGCCCGUGAACGAAGGUCUCGGCCGCAGCUUCUACGUCACAUCUGGCACCAUCGCUUCCGCCUUCGUCCUCUACCACAUUUCCAAGUCCAUCAAGGAAUCCGGCGAGGCAUCUUGGAUGACCGGCCUCAUUAACAAGUGGACGCCUUCCCAGGAGGUCUUCGAGCAGCGCAAUGCUAUUCACACCGCUAUCAUGGAUAAGGCUGCUUUUGAUCGCCACUUGCUUGGCAGUCAAGGCCCAGCCGAGGCUUUUGCCCACAGACAGCCCGAGAUGUUGAACGCUGGCUCUCCGUUCAACGUUUCGCCCGGUUCGCAGGCCGACCUGAGCCAUGUCGUGGCUCACUACCAGCGCAAGAACCAGGAGAUCGAGGAGUCUCGGGUCGCGCGGACGAAGGACGGCAAGGUCGUGUCGCUCUACGAUUAA